Messenger RNA from Pocillopora verrucosa, 1246 nucleotides. Its product is annotated as 2-hydroxy-3-oxopropionate reductase. Gene Ontology annotation, molecular function: 3-hydroxyisobutyrate dehydrogenase activity; NAD binding; NADP binding. Gene Ontology annotation, biological process: L-valine catabolic process. Gene Ontology annotation, cellular component: mitochondrion. The record is from RefSeq and is a predicted model, not a curated record. Lineage: Eukaryota; Metazoa; Cnidaria; Anthozoa; Scleractinia; Pocilloporidae.
AUUUAUUAGGAGCAAGAUCUUGAAUUUCAUCGUCUUGACGUGAAAGCAAGCUCUUGAGAAAUGAUAGGCAGAACGGCUUUACGCCUUUUCCUCGGUCGUCAUAGCACCCGCCGGUCAGCGUACUCUACUAAAACGGCUCAUAAAAUUGGAAUCAUCGGCUUAGGAAAUGUCGGCUCAACAGUCGCAAAGAACCUUCUUAAGUCAGGUUUCACAGUGUCCGCCUUACUCGACAAGGAUCCAAAAGUGGGGCAAGAUCUACCUGGGGAUAUACCACGCCCAAAGACACCACGUGAGCUGGCUGCCAUGUGUGACGUAGUCACAACAGCUCUCCCUGCCCCACCCCAUGUUAAACAAGUCCUGUUGGGAGAGGACGGGGUAUUGGCAGGGCUGCGGUCAGGAGGGGUAUGGAUUGACCAUUCAACCACGGAUUAUCAGCAGACUUUGGACCUUACUGCAGAAGCUGCUAAGAAAGGCAUCAAAGUUCUUGAGGCGCCCGUCACAGGAGGUAUGGCUCUUCUCAAGCAAGGUAAAAUGACUGUACUGGUCGGAGGAGACAGGCAACUCUUCGAAGACUGCCUUCCUAUUCUACAACAGAGCGGUAAGAAAGUGCUGUACAUGGGAGCGAUGGGGAGCGCUACCAUUGCAAAGGUUGUCUCUAACAUGAUAGCUGCUGUUAAUGUCGUUACCAUGACCGAAGCCAUGUUACUGGGGAAAAGGGGCGGUGUCGAUUUAAAAUCCCUUUUUGAUGCCAUUAGAUUUAGCGCUGGAAAUACGUAUACGUGGGAGACGGAAGCUCCUUUGGUAUUCAAUGGAACGUACGAUCCAGAUUUCACCAUUGGGCUCCACUGCAAGGACUUGAAUCUUGGGUACCAGCUCGGACGUAAGUUUAAUGUCCCCAUACAGAUACUUGCCCACGCAGAACAGAUCUACAACCGCGCCCUUUACAAGUUUGGGGAUGAGGUAGGCUCAACAUCCCCUGCAAAGCUUCUGCAAGACGAAUUAGAAGAAACUUUGCAGGUUGAAGGAUUCGAGGAUUGGACGUAUACUAUUGAACAUGUUGAAGACUCCAUGGCCGUUGUGCACACAACAAAAGAGAAGGUUUACGGACAGAAGUGAAGCACAGUCAAUGUGCAGUUCAACAAAGUGGAAACUCUGACAAUUCAAUAAUUUUUUUCUUUGUAUAACGUUAGCUCGCUUGGUAUUUUUAGCAUAAAUAAAUUUUGUAAAGGUUUGAAGUUUGCUCCAU